Molecule: messenger RNA, 566 nt
Organism: Prorocentrum cordatum
Lineage: Eukaryota; Dinophyceae; Prorocentrales; Prorocentraceae
Source: the annotation of a GenBank genome assembly
GCUCCGCGGACUUCUCAGAUCGGCGCUGGACCCCCCCAGGGGCCCCUCUGGCGCCGCCCCUGGCGCGCUCCGCGCGCCAGGGUGGGGGGCCCAGCGCCGAUCCGCGUGGGCCUCUGGAAGCGUGUGUUGAUGUCGCUGUCGCUUCACAGAUGGCCAAGGCAGAAUGCCGUGCGUCAGUCGGCCACAAUGGGACGCACAAAGACAUACCGAUACUGAGGAGGAGGAGGAGGAGGAGGAGGGCGACUCGAUGCCCGAUCGCGGGCGAGCCCCCGCGGCCCCCCGCGCGGAGCACCCGCAGGCCCCGUUUCUCUCGCUCGGCGGACGGCGCGCGGAGAAAAGCGGACCUGCGGCUCGGGCCGACGAGGAGGCGGAGGACGCGGAGGGGGGGGGAGGAGAACGAAGAGGAGGAGGAGGCGAGGGAGGAAGAUGAUGUGCAGAUGGCAGUUGUAGCCUGCGAAUUUGGCAGAGACGAAUCCCCUGUCUCUGCAUGUGUACAAAGCAACACUAACAUUGCACAGAGCAACCUGGCCGCUGAUGGGCAGUGGCGUCACCCCUCACCACCUGUG